Molecule: messenger RNA, 2028 nt
Organism: Gallus gallus (chicken)
Lineage: Eukaryota; Metazoa; Chordata; Aves; Galliformes; Phasianidae
Gene: CD8B
Product: CD8b molecule pseudogene
Exons: 5
Coding region: 435-1079 (214 amino acids)
Biological process (GO): regulation of immune response
Cellular component (GO): cell surface
Molecular function (GO): coreceptor activity; MHC class I protein binding
Source: RefSeq, marked validated
GUCUUCAAAGUGUUCUGCGAUGUCUCUCUCGUGUGCUUCAUGGAGAGCUCUCAGCAUUUUCCAGGCCCGGGACGGAAUGCCUCCUGCACAAGGACGGUUUGCUACGCGGUGAACCCUGGAGGCUGCAGUUAAUUUUGCUGCCUUCUGCUGAAGCAAACGGCGGAGUGCCUGGAGUUGCAUCUUCUCACUUAGAGCGCAAAUUGAUUUUGACAGAAAACAGCCAAAGGGUGUUGUUUUAUUCAUUUAGUGUCCUCCAAGCUAGCUUGCUGCUCUCUGAUACCCAAAGGCCAGAUUUUACAACAGGAGGAAAUGCUAAAUGGUGAAAUAGGAGGAAAUCAUUAAAGAGCAGCAAGCCCAGCCCGUCGCCCCGACACCUGAUUGUGAGAGCGGGGGCCUCUCACCAGCCAACACCAGCAGUACCUGCACACAGCUGGAUGAUGUUGGACAUGGCCACCAUGGCCCGGCCAUGGCUCUGGCUCUGGCUCUGCCUGCAACUCCCAGGUUUCUGUACAAAUCUACUUUCAUCCCAGACUCCAGGGUAUAUUUUAACCAAAACAAACAACAGCACAGAGAUCGUCUGCCCGAUGAAGGGGGAGCACACCGGAGUCUACUGGUACCGCUGGAACCAGGGCAGGCAACACUUUGAGUUCUUGCUAUUUUCCAGUCCACUGGGAAAAGCCACAUAUGGCACAAACAUCAGCCAGGAGAAGUUCAGCAUCCGGGGAACAAGUUCCUACCACUCCUACAGGCUGCACAUCAACCGUCUGCAUGGCUCCGACAAUGGUACCUACUACUGCUGCACCAUCCAGUCCUCCCAGCUCAUCCUGGGCACUGGGACCCAGCUUGACGUGGUCGAUGUUUUGCCUCUGCCUUCAAUGCCCACACUGGUCCCGCUCACCAAGAAACCCAUGAGGUGCAAACCCAAAAACAAAGCCAUCAACAAGAAAGGUGCCUGCACCCCCAUGGUCUGGGUCCCACUGGCUGCUGGCGCCCUGCUGCUCCUGCUGAGCCUGAUCCCCACCAUCCGCCGCUUCUAUCGACUGAGGAGGAGGCUGUGGGUUCGAGCCCACAGAAGGUAAAUCCUGCUGGGAAAAGCUAUGGAGCAUCGCCUGCAUGGUGCUGAGCUCUGCUGGGAUGUCAGCCAGGGAGGACACUGCAGAGGACUGGACCAAAUCCUGCAUUGUGCUGAGCUUUUCUCAAGGAGACUUUAGGAGCACAGAAGCUUGCUCUGCACUGGGACUGGGGUACCAAAUGGGUGAAUCUGGGCUGGAAAGAUGCUCUGGGCUCUGUGCUGGUUGAUGACUUUUGUAAGGAACACUUUGAGAGGUGACUGCACACCUCAUAAAGAUGUUAGAAAGGGUAAAUAUAUCAUUCAGCUCUGCAGGCUGGCGCCUUGUGGCCCUGAUUUGGGUUGGAUUUGGUCAACAAGGGACUACAAGCGAGGAGCUGGGGAGUGAGCAGGGGUUAAAGCCUGCAAAAAGCUGCGGGGGGAGCUCAGCCUGCAGACAGACACAGCCCAUCCCAAGGCCGAGCAACCGGUGGAGCAGCAGCUGAUAACAGGCAGAGGAGCCCGACAGCACGGCACUGCCCCAGCCAUGGGGACGUGCAGCUAGGUUGCUGAGCCCCUGAGGCACCAGGGUGCUGAGCACAGGGCAGCUUUCCUCCCCUCUUAACACAGCAGCCAGCACACCUCUCCUCAGCUCCACCAUGCCCAUGACAGCACUAACCUCACCACCCAAAAAAAAAAACCUUUUAUUUUUGAUUUGAAGGAGAAAAGUCAGCCCUGAGUGGCAGUGCCACGUUCCUGUUACACAGUGGCCAGGGUGGCUGGGGCACAGGGAUGGUCCCCAUGCCACCAGGCACACGCAUAGCACUGGCUGUGCUCUCAGCACAUAGAACAGGCAACUUUUAUGAGUUUUACGUCAUGCAUCUUUUAUGCAAUAGCCAUAAGGAAACACCUUGAAGCUUUCUGUGUACAGAAGUCCAUUCUGGCAAAAACGCAGUUCUGUGAUGGGCAUUCACCUCUGA